Molecule: messenger RNA, 300 nt
Organism: Gaeumannomyces tritici R3-111a-1
Lineage: Eukaryota; Fungi; Ascomycota; Sordariomycetes; Magnaporthales; Magnaporthaceae
Exons: 2
Coding region: 1-300 (99 amino acids)
Source: RefSeq, a predicted model, not a curated record
AUGGCUGAUAAGGAUUCUUCGCGGAGUGGAGUAAGGUCUGCUGGCUACAGUUCAGGUCAACAGUAUGGUCCUGGGUUUAGUGGCUUGACUAGGUCGGCGGAGCGGUGGAGGGACUCUGCUAGGGAGCAGAACAAAACGCGGGCGCGUUGCUCGGAGCGCUCCGCGCCGAGUGCGGAGGCCACGCGGCCACGUGCACGGUCCGGUGUGUUGUCCGUCUGGCUCCAGUAUGGAGCCCGGAUCUGGAGCGUGAAUUCUUCCGGACCAAAGUUUUCCUGGCCUUGGAUGCCAGUUCCUGUGUGA